CCCGGGAGGCGGCGGCGGCGGCGGCGGCUCGUGUCGGCUCCGGGCGGCCCUCGCGCCGCAGCCCGCGCCGUGUCCGCGGCGGAGCCGCCCAGGUGCCCACGAGGAUGGUGGCGCGGCCCUAGGCCCAGGCUCCGCACCAUGACCUGCUGGCUGUGCGUCCUGAGCCUGCAGCUCCUGCUCCUGCCCGCGGCGCCGCCCCCGGCCGCCGGCUGCCCCGCCCGCUGCGAGUGCACGGCGCAGACGCGCGCGGUGGCCUGUCCCCGGCGCCGGCUGACCGCCGUGCCCGACGGCAUCCCGGCCGAGACGCGCCUGCUGGAGCUCAGCCGCAACCGCAUCCGCUGCCUGAACCCGGGCGACCUGGCCGCGCUGCCGCUGCUGGAGGAGCUGGACCUGAGCGAGAACGUGAUCGCGCACGUGGAGCCGGGCGCCUUCGCCAACCUGCCGCGCCUGCGCGUCCUGCGCCUCCGGGGCAACCUGCUCAAGCUCAUCCCGCCCGGCGUCUUCACGCGCCUGGACAACCUCACGCUGCUGGACCUGAGCGAGAACAAGCUGGUCAUCCUCCUGGACUACACCUUCCAGGACCUGCGCAGCCUCCGCCGGCUGGAGGUGGGCGACAACCACCUGGUGUUCAUCUCGCGCCGGGCCUUCGCGGGGCUGCUGGCGCUCGAGGAGCUGACCCUGGAGCGCUGCAACCUCACGGCGCUGUCGGGCGAGUCCCUGGGCCACCUGCGGGGCCUGGGCGCCCUGCGGCUGCGCCACCUGGCCAUCGCCGCCCUGGAGGACCAGAACUUCCGCAGGCUGCCCGGCCUGCUGCACCUGGAGAUCGACAACUGGCCGCUGCUGGAGGAGGUGGCCGCCGGCAGCCUGCAGGGCCUCAACCUGACCUCGCUGUCCGUCACGCACACCAACAUCACCGCCGUGCCGGCGGCCGCGCUCCGCCACCAGGCCCACCUCACCUGCCUCAACCUGUCCCACAACCCCAUCAGCACGGUGCCGCGCGGCUCCUUCCGCGACCUGGUCCGCCUGCGCGAGCUGCACCUGGCCGGCGCCCUGCUGGCCGUGGUGGAGCCGCAGGCCUUCCUGGGGCUGCGGCAGAUCCGCCUGCUCAACCUCUCCAACAACCUGCUGUCCACGCUGGAGGAGAGCACCUUCCACUCGGUCAACACGCUGGAGACGCUGCGCGUGGACGGGAACCCGCUGGCCUGCGACUGUCGCCUGCUCUGGAUCGUGCAGCGCCGGAAGACCCUCAACUUCGACGGGCGGCUCCCGGCCUGCGCCACCCCCGCCGAGGUCCGCGGCGACGCGCUGCGCAACCUGCCCGACUCCGUGCUCUUCGAGUACUUCGUGUGCCGCAAGCCCAAGAUCCGCGAGCGGCGGCUGCAGCGCGUCACGGCCGCCGCGGGCGACGACGUGCGCUUCCAGUGCCGCGCCGAGGGCGAGCCCGCGCCCACCGUGGCCUGGGUGACGCCGCGCCACCGCGCCGUGACCGCCGCCAGCGCCGGGCGCGCGCGCGUGCUGCCGGGGGGCACGCUGGAGAUCCGCGGCGCGCGCCCGCAGGACAGCGGCACGUACACGUGCGUGGCCAGCAACGCGGGCGGCAACGACACCUACUUCGCCACGCUGACCGUGCAGCCCGAGCCCGCCGCCAACCGGACCCCGGGCGAGGGCCGCAACGACACGCAGGCGGCCGCGCGCUUCCCGCUGGACCUCACCAGCAUCCUGGUGUCCACCGCCAUGGGCUGCAUCACCUUCCUGGGCGUCGUCCUCUUCUGCUUCCUGCUGCUGUUCGUGUGGAGCCGCGGCCGCGGGCAGCAUAAGAACAGCUUCUCGGUGGAGUACUCCUUCCGCAAGGUGGACGGGCCGGCCGCCGCCGCGGGCCAGGGGGGGGCGCGCAAGUUCACCAUGAAGAUGAUCUGAGGGUCCGGGCGCCCCCACGCGGGCGCGGCUGACACCACCUAUGCAUUUCCCGGAGCGGGGAGGGGGGGGGGCCUCCCUCCCUCCCCGCGGCCGCCUCCUGGCGGAACUUCCCCUUUUUUUGUAGAGACCCGACCACAGGACUUUUUUCACCAGGACGCAUUUUUGCAUUGUUUCGCAAAGCAUUUUCUAAAGGUUUCACCCCGUC
Felis catus (domestic cat) is the source of this 2122-nucleotide messenger RNA. RefSeq names its product leucine rich repeat and Ig domain containing 3 (gene LINGO3). Lineage: Eukaryota; Metazoa; Chordata; Mammalia; Carnivora; Felidae. Bases 139 to 1917 code for a protein of 592 amino acids. The record is from RefSeq and is a predicted model, not a curated record. The transcript has 2 exons. Gene Ontology annotation, molecular function: protein binding.